AUUCAGAGUAGGUUCGUAGAUCGUGCUGGAACGAAGCGUUCGCUGUACACCCGCGAAGACAAGCAAAGGAUCACUUGCUUGUGUAUGGUAGCCUACAAAUGGUUAUUCAAGUCAAAUCCAACUCGGGCAGCAACAGCAAGGCGAUGGACGGAACCCAGCAAAAACUGGAGGCAAAUGUUUUGCUACUUGGCGCAGAAAAUGUCGGGAAGUCUGCGCUCACAGUGAGAUUCCUCACCAGAAGAUUUAUCGGCGAAUACGGAAACAUGGAAUCCAUAUACAGCCGCAGUGACAGAAUUGACGGACGGGAAAUUUCUUUCAAUAUCUGGGAUUCGUUGCACCCGCAGAAGUCCGACGCGGAUGUAUGCAUCAGCGAGAAGCAGCUUCAGUGGGCAGACGGGUUCAUUCUGGUCUACAGCAUCUGCGACCGAGCCAGUUUUAACCUGGUGCGGCGACAGGUGCAGUGUAUCAGACAGGGCAAAGCCAAGGUUCCGGGCGCGACGCCGAUCGUCAUCGUGGGCAACAAGCGAGACCUCAAGCACCGCCGCACCGUCUCCAGCGAGGAAGCCACGCUCCUCGCCCUGUCCUCGGAUUGCGGCUUCUUCGAGAUCUCCGUCGCCGAGACCUACCACGGCGUGUUGCUGGUUUUCCACGAACUGCUCGACCUCAUCCGAGAGGCGAGGACCACUAAGAAGGGACCAGCCGGGCUCAAGGGCAUCGUACGGAGCAUGUCUGCAGUUUUUGGGAGAAGACGAACCGACUAGGUUAUUUUGACUGCGAGCAGGGGCGAGGUUAUAAAAUCGGAGAUGUUAAUUCACCCGGCCGUGUCGCUUAGCUGGCGACUUUAAAGCUGCGAGGUGGAUGGCUGCGGCCGUGCUCACGUGCAGCACGCUGAAGGUCCUACGCCGGUGGCGCGCGACCGUUUCCAAGACGUCCGGACUUCGAAAGCGGAGUCGGAGAGCGCCGUGCACUGCUGAAACCCGCUUUGGGGUCGGACUGGCUGAUUGACAGGGCAGUUAUAAAAGUUGACAGUUGCAUUGUUAUGACUGGAAUGACCGAUUGUGCUUUAUAGGCCAAGUAUUUCCGUCCUGUAAUGGCAUUGGCUACCCAGUGACGUGAUCAAGUCGUUUGACGUCUGCCUGGCCUGUGUGUAUGCAGAUAUUAAAAACUGGAACGCAGGAGCCCUUGUUUCACCAAGCCCAGACCAUGUAGCACAACAGAUUGUGACUGACUUGGUGGUGUGGGUCAACGUCAAUCUAUGCACACCUAUAAAAAGUAGCACUUAAAAUGGCCAUUACUACGUGACUUGUAAAAUUUCUCUGUACUUGUGUGGAUAUAUUGUCAUGCUGUGCUGUUCAGUACACCCCCCCCCCCCCCCAAAAAAAAAUGCCAAGGACUGGUCACUGUGGCCUUACAUUUUUGUAUAAAACCCGCAUCACUAAUAUUUGACCAGUAUUCGGAUUGGACCAAAACUAAAAGUCUUGAAACUCUGUCUUAUGAGAUGUAAUGUACAAGCCUGAAUAAAAGUCUGUGUGUUACUCUGUAUGCCCAUAAACUGCUGCAGACUCUGUAAUGAUGUUGACUAAAGUGGGAUGACUGCAAUGGCUUACAAUGUUCAGAGGCCCCCAGAUUUUCAAGAUGUCACCCUUUACUUUUAAAUCCAGCUUUUUGGGGGGUUGGUGGUGGGGGGUACAAUUUCGACAUUUUAAAUCAUGUACUAAUUGUACCGUGUUUGUAUACAGUACAGCAGAUGACUUAAGUUGCCAAAAUAAAACUGUUUUUUUUUAAA
Messenger RNA from Anguilla rostrata (American eel), 1786 nucleotides. RefSeq names its product Ras-related and estrogen-regulated growth inhibitor-like protein. The transcript is spliced from 4 exons. Bases 99 to 761 code for a protein of 220 amino acids. NCBI's taxonomy places the organism in Eukaryota, Metazoa, Chordata, Actinopteri, Anguilliformes, Anguillidae. The record is from RefSeq and is a predicted model, not a curated record. Gene Ontology annotation, molecular function: GTPase activity; GTP binding.